Messenger RNA from Antrostomus carolinensis (chuck-will's-widow), 569 nucleotides. RefSeq names its product alpha-1D adrenergic receptor-like. The record is from RefSeq and is a predicted model, not a curated record. Gene Ontology annotation, molecular function: alpha1-adrenergic receptor activity. Gene Ontology annotation, biological process: adenylate cyclase-activating adrenergic receptor signaling pathway; positive regulation of vasoconstriction; positive regulation of cytosolic calcium ion concentration. Lineage: Eukaryota; Metazoa; Chordata; Aves; Caprimulgiformes; Caprimulgidae. The transcript has a single exon. Gene Ontology annotation, cellular component: plasma membrane. The annotation marks the transcript as partial.
GUUCUUUCUUCCCAUCUCUGAAGCCCUCUGAAAUGGUCUUCAAAGUUAUCUUCUGGCUGGGAUACUUCAACAGCUGCGUGAAUCCCAUCAUCUACCCUUGCUCCAGCAAAGAGUUCAAGCGAGCUUUCAUUAGGCUGCUCAAGUGCCAGUGCCACCGGAGAAGACGACCCAUCUGGCGCGUCUAUGACCACCACUGGCGAGGGGCCUCCGUAAACAGCUCGGUGCCAGACUCUGAGACAGACAUGAGGCCCAGGAUUAGCACCCUGAACAGCUCAUUCAUCUUUAACUCAUCCUUGCAGGACAGAGCCAAUAAGAGGCAAACACUCAGCUUCAAGGGCUGGAAAAUGCUCAGUCCUUUCCAGAAACCAGCAUCCACCCAACUGAAGGAGAAGAUGAACAGUCUUUCUAACAAAAUCCGAGGUGGCUCCAGCAAAGGGAGCAUGACAGCCACCUACAAAACAGAGGUGGAGUCUGUCUCCAUCGGGAUCCCUCAUGACUUUGUGGAAACCAUUGACUACCAAACCUAUGACUUAACAGACUGCUGUGGGCUGCGAGAAACAGAUAUCUGA